Messenger RNA from Rhodofomes roseus, 1990 nucleotides. RefSeq lists its product as uncharacterized. NCBI's taxonomy places the organism in Eukaryota, Fungi, Basidiomycota, Agaricomycetes, Polyporales, Fomitopsidaceae. The transcript has 5 exons. The coding region runs from base 110 to 1837 and encodes 575 amino acids. The record is from RefSeq and is a predicted model, not a curated record.
CUCAUGACGCGCUGCGGUCAGGCAGUGCCCGUUACAUAUAUAUGUUCUGGUUGGCACCGCGGAGCCCUUCAUCAAGUCCCCCUUUCAACUGCACCGUCGCUGUCCUCGCAUGUCGACUCCGCCGCCGACCCCUCCCAUGCAGGGCGGUAGCUCGCACCCAGCCCCCGUCGUCCUCGACGAGAGCGCCGAACGCGGCUCCCCUGCUCAGAUUUCUUACGUCGACGCCGCGGGAGACCAAGACGCUGCUGAGACCGAUAGGCUGCUCCCUACCACUCCUGAAUCCGCACCUCUCGCCAUUCCCGACGUGACCGAACAUCAGGCUACGUCUGACGAGAAGAAAGGCAUCAUGUCCCGGUUCUCGGAGCGUCUGCGCGCGAUACCGUCCACGGUCCCUACUGUCCAUGUCCCCGGGCUUCAGCAGAUGACUUUUGAUUAUCCUUUCCUCCAGCGGCUGGGCCGCGUGCGGCUUCCGGAGGACGAGGAGGCUGUUCGAGACAGACAGCCUACGGCUCCCUCUCGCUUCGCCAAUUGCUGGACUGCCAUCAAGAAGAGGCAGUUCCGCAUCCGGUGGUGGCACUACGUGUUGCUCGUUCUUGUGAUUUUGGCGGCCACGAUCCCACCCAUUGUCGUCACGGCCGUGCGCCAUGCUCGUAGGCAUUCUUACCGGCCCACGCCUGCUUACCAGAGGAGAUGCGGCAAUCCGGUGCAGCUAUCCCUGCGCCUCGACGAGCCCUUCUACCGUCAAGGCCGCCAGGAAUACCUUCAUGCCGCGAGCGCAUCGUUCGGCGUCCCCGCUGACACGCGCCUGGAGCUCAACGCGUUCGCCUCGCAUGGUAACGUCCGCUUCGUUCUCGACAACAGCACCGACCCAGCCUCAGGGUGUGGCGACCAGUCGCGCCGCAACAUCACGAUCGACGUCACUGCCUACAUGGAUGACUGGAACGCAUUCAGACCGAGUGUCGAGGUGUGUCGCGGGGCUCCUUGGGGCUUCACUCGCAACACAGGUCUGCACGUCCGUUUCGCAGGUGGCCAGUGGCACGGCAACAUGAGAACGGCAUUCGAUGUGACCGUUCGCCUACCCGCUGGGUCUGCUAGUCACCCUGUACGACUCGGCAGCGUCUCGGGCAAUCUUCAGGACUUCGAGGUCUCCAUCGACGAUCUCCAAGGCCUUGCCGUCUUUGACGAUUUCUCGCUGUUCGUGAUGAACAUGCCGAUCCACGCGGAGUCGCUCGUCGCCGCGAAGGAAAUCAAGCUCCGUACAAUGAAUGCACCCAUCAGUGGGACAUUCAUAGCGCCGCGCAUCGACCUCAAUGCCAACAACGGAGAGAUCAACGCCAACGCCAGUCUCGUAGCAAAUGCAACCGUAUCGGGGGUGACCAAUGGCUGGCACUACAAUAAUCUGUACCUGAUGAUGCAGUCGACAAACCGAGCAAUCACUGCGAACGUCGGCCUCGUCAAGCCGGCGGGCAUGCGCAUCGAUCCAGUGCUCCCCAUCGACAUUAGGACGAACAAUGCGCCCAUCGACCUCACGGUCGCUGCCGGAUCGAACUUGACCGUAAGCACCCACACGACGUUCGCCCCGACGACCGUCAAGCUCCCUGGCACGUACACUGGCGAUUUCUCCUUGAACACCUGGAGCGGCUGGCAGCAACCUGUGGUACACUUCGACCGGGAGCACGACGAGCGCACCAUGCAGGUCACUUCGCUCACCGACCGCGGUGUCUCGGGUAACGUACGCCUCCCUGGCUCAUCGCCGCGUCCUUAUGUGACCUUCUCACCGCGCGGGAGUCGUGUCACUAUGAGUUCGCAGAACGGUGACCUUGAUCUGUAUCUAUAGGUGUCCCGUCCUUGUUCGAGCUUUCCACGCUUCAGUACCGUUGGUCGUUCGGCGUGUCACAUUGAGAUGUGACUCGGACGAGAUGACGUGGUUUGAUCUUCGUACGAUGUUUAGCAAACGGUAUCAGGAGCUGAACUAGUCGUGAGUACAUAA